Phaedon cochleariae (mustard beetle) is the source of this 1321-nucleotide messenger RNA. NCBI's taxonomy places the organism in Eukaryota, Metazoa, Arthropoda, Insecta, Coleoptera, Chrysomelidae. The record is from the annotation of a GenBank genome assembly.
AAACAAAAUGCAAGAGUAAAACUUGGUGCUCGGUGUGACUAGAAUAUAACUUUCUUUAUCUUUAGUCAGUUCAUCUCGGACUUCGUAGUGUUACACACAGUUUAUCGAAUACCUAUUACGACUAUAAAAUCAAUCUCGUCAUCAGUUUUUGCUAGGAAUACUUAUUUUUCCCGUACAUGCAUCCGGAAGUGAUAACGUUGUGAAAAGUGGCAUGAAAGCACUUGUAGAAAUCUGGGACCCCAAGUUUUGGUUGAAAUUAAACAGAUUCGUGAAAUUUCAAGUAUGUAGGACAAGACGAACCCAACCAGUUUAAUACUUAAUAUACUAGCCUAAAAAGGACGACGGUUCAGAUACUUAAGUUAUGAAUUUUGGUGACCUCAACGUUAGAUCAGACAAGAACCUAACCAUAAUAUACAUACAGGAUUCAAGCAUCGAUGGUUCUCAAUAGAUAAUAUAGUGCGUGUUCAAAGAAAUAUUCCUCUUGUAGUGUGGUAUUUCUUCGAUAAAAUGACUUAAAAAUGGAUUACUUCAAGAGGGGAUUGGUUUUUGUCACCUUUUUCGUGGCCUGUAUUUCGAUGGCCUUGCUGGUGGCUAGUUUGGGCACGAAACAUUGGAUAAGUGCCAAGGCAAAAAGGAUCAAAAAUCCAUUGGAGAGCGAUGGAAAAAUACAUUUCGGGUUAUUCGAUGGAAAGAAGGAAUUGAAUGUCGCCUACGGGUGGAGAAGUUAUGAAAUUGAUGUUAUUCACCUCGUAAAAUAUGAACCGGAAUUUUUAACGUAUGGAUUAUGGUUGGGAACAUUGGUAGCAGUUUGCGCUGGACUUCUGUUUUCUGGACUUAGUGCCCUAUUUGCAGCCACCAAUACUGCGACUACCACAUCAAGAACCCUAACUGGUGUUUCAGGACUAUACCUUUGGAAUUUCCUAGCUGUUUUGUGUGAUGUCUCAGCUUUAUGUCUAUGGACAGCACAGUUUUACACAAAUAUCCAGUAUAGUGUAUUAUCAAGAGAAGAUAAAGACAAUGAAUGGACGUCAGAAGAUAUGGCAGAAUUUGGAUAUUCUUUCUGGUUUGUUGCAGGAGCAGCAGUAGCAUCAUUUAUAAAUAUAAUUUUAAUUUUUAUAUCUAAUAUAGAAAAAGAUGUAGAGAAAGUUAUUCCUGUAUUGGAAGAGAAGACCAAUGGAGCCAUUAUGUUAUAUUGAGGAUUUUAUUGUUUCUAGAGUUCUAUAAAUUCGUAGAACAAACUUUCUAUUUAUUUAGAAAUUGUAUAUUUUGGAAAGUAUCUGAUAUUUUUUACUAAUUUAUAAUAAAAUAUCAAACCAAAUGU